Messenger RNA from Macadamia integrifolia, 1399 nucleotides. RefSeq names its product protein N-lysine methyltransferase METTL21A-like. The transcript is spliced from 5 exons. Lineage: Eukaryota; Viridiplantae; Streptophyta; Magnoliopsida; Proteales; Proteaceae. The record is from RefSeq and is a predicted model, not a curated record. Bases 98 to 940 code for a protein of 280 amino acids.
GAACGGUGCAACAUCUUAAACGCCGUUGCCCGAUUGAGACUGACCGAAAACGGCUGAGACCGAUCGGUUGAUACCCCUUGCCUGAGAGGUGUACGACAUGGAGGACUCGGUGACGGCGGUCUCCGAUGGAGAAGAAGUUGAGACUCUGGUCACUAUAGGUUCUUAUGGGGAGCCGGUUCGACUCGUUCGGGAUUCGUCCGAGGAGAUCUUGCUGUUGUGGGCGAUUCAACAACCAACUCUAUCCAAGCAAAACGCCUUUGUCUUCCAAUCUUCUCUGAAGCUCGAAUUGGAGGCUUGUGGUCACCGUCUCAUCAUCUCUCAGUCACCUUCAUCCAUGAGCACACCAGGAGUAACUGGGGCAGUGAUGUGGGACAGUGGGAUUAUUUUAGGGAAGUUCUUGGAGCAUGCGGUGGACUCAGGGGGGCUUCUUCUUCGAGGCAAGAAGGUUGUUGAAUUGGGAGCUGGCUGUGGACUAGUAGGCUGUGUUGCUGCUCUUCUGGGUGCUGUGAUUGUUCUUACCGAUCUUCCGGAUCGACUGAGAUUGCUAAAGAAGAACAUUGAAAAUAAUGUGACAGAAAAUGAUGUGCUGGGUUCUGCAACUGUGAGGGAGCUCAUAUGGGGAGAUGAUCUAGACUCAGAGUUAACUGAUCCUCUUCCUGAUUAUGUACUUGGGUCAGAUGUCAUCUACAGUGAAGGUGCAGUAACAGAUCUGCUGGCAACACUAAAGAAACUAUGUGGAAUUCAGACAACAAUUAUAUUGACUGGAGAACUACGAAAUGAUGUUGUUCUUGAAUAUUUUUUGGAUGCUGCAUUGAAGGACUUCAUUGUUGGGCGCGUGGAUCAGAGACAGUGGCAUCCGGAUUAUCACAGUAGUAGAGUUGUGAUGCUUGUCUUGGAGCGGAAAAAAAUAAAGGAGGGUUUGGAAUUAGAUCCUCCCUGAGUUCCAUUUUGUCUGGAUGGCUCUCUUCAUGGAGUAAGAUGAUAAGGAACCAACUCCUCUUCUUCUCUUCCACAUUAAGAGAGACUGGCAUUCAACUGAUGUGCCCUACAAGGGAGAUUUUGGCAAGCACCGCAGUUACCAGUAGAGAGGCCUGAGUUACUUAACAGUGACAUUAUUUAUUUCUAUGUUCUCUAAUAUUUUCUGGGUAUAAAAUAGUAGAUUUUCUUAGAGCCCGACAAUUGUUAUUUGAUGUUUGUGUACAGAAAUUAGGGGAUGAGUGUUCAUGGUUCUGUUACUCCCAUGGUUUAUAGAGAGGUGUAAUGACUUGGCCUUAAGCCCUAAAAUCACCCAAUGCUCAGAAGAGAGAAUCUUUCUUUCUUAUUUGUAAAUUAGACUAACAAGACUUGAUAGAAGUGGAUGAACAAUGUUAUAUACUAGUUUCUUCUCUCUUUUAAACAA